Messenger RNA from Gordionus sp. m RMFG-2023, 1681 nucleotides. RefSeq lists its product as uncharacterized. The record is from RefSeq and is a predicted model, not a curated record. The coding region runs from base 779 to 1360 and encodes 193 amino acids. The transcript has 4 exons. NCBI's taxonomy places the organism in Eukaryota, Metazoa, Nematomorpha, Gordioida, Chordodea, Parachordodidae.
UAAAAAGCAUUAUUCAAAAAAUUAAAGAGAAUCGUGCCUAUAGCAUCAUAUUAGAUGGAACAUAUGAUGUGUCUAAAAAAGAUUGCAUAGCUUUGCUUGUACGGUAUAUAGAAGAUUAUCUGCAUCCACAUCCUGUAGAAAGGAUCAUACAUGUUUUUACAACAUCAGAAACCACUGGGUAAAAUAUAAAGAAACAUGUAUUUUCUAAGUUUAAUGAUCUUGGUCUUCCUCUUGAUUAUUUGGUUGGACAAAGUAUGGAUGGUGCAGGAAAUAUGAAAGGAGUAUACAAAGGAAUGCAGGUUUUAAUAUUGAAAGAGGCUCCAAAAGACAUCUAUAUUUGGUGCUAUGCACAUCGGUUAAAUUUAGUAGUUGCUCAUGUUUGUGGAUGCAAAAUUGAAAUGAUAAAGGCAAUGGGAAUAUUAGAUGAGUUAUAUAAUUAUAUGAAUGGAGUUAGACGUCAAGGUGUGUUUGUUAAAUAUCAAAUGAGAAAGUCCAUUAAAUCUCUUAAAAGAAUUAAAAACACAACAAACUAAAUAAAAUAUUUUUAAUGAAACUUAUAUAUUUUCAGAAAUUGGUCAUCAUCCUACAAAUCUGUAGAAAUCUUUUUAGAUGUUUAUAAGCAUAUUUUAGCAUCAUUAGUUGAAUUAAAAGAUUCUAAUGACCCAAGCACCUAUUCCAUUGCCGAUGGAUUAUUAUCCAGAAUUAAGGAUGAAAAUUUUAUAUUAAGUCUAUUUUUUUAAAAGAAAUAUAGAAAUGUACACAUGAGGCUUGUAUUGAAAUGCAGGCAGAUGGUAAUGAUUUGGCUAUGGUAACCAAAUUAAUACAACAUACAAAAAAUAAAUUACAAAGACUAAAAACUAAUGGAGACAAUAUUUUUUUAAAAUUACAUUCCUUAUCUGCUAGUUUUUUGAAGAAGAAUAAUGUAAUAACUGAUUUGUAUAAUAUAAAAUCAAUAUUCAAAUUGGAUCAAACAGAAUUCAAUAAUUAUGUUGAACAAAAAAAAAACAAAUAUACAACGGAAAUAUUUUUUCCUGUGCUAAAUGCAAUAAUUAACCACCUAAAUGAUCGAUUUAAUUAUGAAUGUUUAAAUUUUUUAUCACAAAUAUCCAUUUUUACUCCCGCUAGAUUUAUGGAUAAUGAAAAAAUAGAAGGAUGGCAAAUAUCCAAAAUUUGUCAUACUUAUCAAUUGGAUGUCCAAAACAUUGAUGAUGAAUAUAAUGAUUUUCGCUCUUUAUAUUUGGAGUCUCAAUCAAUCAUUUUUUGCGAAGAUCUUUUGAAAGUUAAAAAGAAUGACGCGUUAUAUAUGAAAGUAUUGCAAACGAUCAAACUACCGAAGAAAAUAUCAACAGCGAAAUUAUGACCAAAAUAAAAAAUGGAUAAAAUAUUCUUUUAUAUUACCAUACGGACUUUUAAAUCAAUUAAACUCUUAUUCUAAUUUAAAUUUAUUAUAUAAGUAUUUAUUAACCCUUCCUAAAACUUCCUGUUCAGCCGAAAGAGCCAUGAGUAAAGUAAAAAUAAACAAAACUCGAAUGCGGAAUAAAAUUUCGGACUCAUUUUUAGAAUAUUUACUGUUAAUAUCCAGCGAAAUUGAUGUUUUUGAAAAAUUUACAAUUGAUGAUAUUAUAACACAAUUUGCAUCAACAUCUAUAAGGUUAUCCAAAUUAUUAAUAAGUAAUGUAUC